Messenger RNA from Rhagoletis zephyria (snowberry fruit fly), 2088 nucleotides. Lineage: Eukaryota; Metazoa; Arthropoda; Insecta; Diptera; Tephritidae. The record is from RefSeq and is a predicted model, not a curated record.
AUGGAACAUCCCGCAGUGCAAAUUCGACUGAAUAAUGUGAUUCCCUUUCUUUUCGGAGAUCUUUUCUACCUGCCCACAAAAGUGUCCAAUUUCAUUUUGUUUCCAAUACCACAUCCUGAGCAACAGCAUUUAUCAACAGAUCCAAAUGCUUACCUUAAGAUUUCCGUAAAGUACCUAAAGCUGCUGCCGUUGCGGGAUCAACUUGUCAUCUUUAACUGUCUCUUCAAGAACGUCAGUGAUAUGCUCAAUGAUGAUCUCAUGCAAACAAAGUACUUUGACCCGAAGCAGCCAAUCAGCCUUGAUGAGUGGUUUCUGGAGAUUUGGCCUGGUUUGGCAAUAGACAUCACUGUUGUGGAGGAAGAUCAUGAUUCAAAACAACAACAGCUCCUUCUCUCUUGUGACACCAGUCAUAGAGUACUUCACAGAGCAAACAUUCUCGAUCAGAUUCGUCUUUUUGCGCCUAAUGAAAAGUUCAAGCAGCUCGCCAGUCGGUACAUUGUCGGCAGCUACGUCACUACACGGUGCGGAAACGGACAACAGACGUACCGCAUUGAUGCGAUCGACUUUGAAUCAAGCCCACUUAGCAACUGUGAAUGGAUUGGAAACGGGGAUGCUACCACUACCUACUUUGACUACUUCAAGCAGCACUGGGGCAUAGUCAUCAAAGACCUCACUCAGCCUCUUCUAGUGCACAAAAAGUUGUUGCCGAAAUCAAACAUGAUUCGCAACAUGCACCUCGUGCCUGAACUGUGCACCAGCACCGGGUACCGCCUUAUGUUUGGUCGCAGUGCCGUUCGGAAGGUGUCCGGAUUAGAGCCAUCUUCAUCAGCCGAAGAAAACCUGCGCUAUCACAAGCUAAUGAAGUACAUCUUUACAGUGCUCAAUCACGAGAACGCCUCACAGUUACUGGCAGACUGGGGCCUGACCCUGCUUCCAUCCUCCUUCAGCACACUCUCCAAUGCGUACCCGGAAAAGCUGACAAAGACCACUGCAACGACGAGUAGAGCACGGUCUGCAUUGGGCCACCAGGUGGACAGUGUCUCAUUGGGUGAAUCUCUUCUUAAACCGGUGAGGAUGGGCAGCAGCUGGCUGGUUAUCUUCAGCAGAGAAGAUCAGCUUUACGUUGACAACUUCAUCGCUCUGCUACGUCGGAACGCGGAUCUGAUGUCCAUCAAAAUGGCAGAGCCACGAACGGUAAUGGUAGCGGCUGGAUUUGACAUCUUAAUUUCUACCGAAAACUACUUGAGAGCCAUUGAAAAAAGUCAAAGUUUCUGUGACCGAGUCAUCGUGAUCGUCACUCCGGGCAAUGUUGAAAGUCCCUUCUUCUUCCACCACAUCAAACGAUUCUGCACUUUGCACUUGGGUGUGCCGCUGCAGUUUGUCCGAGGGUCGCUGCUUGUUCAACCCAGAAAACUGGCACGUCUGGCGCCAAAUCUGCUAAUGGAAAUGACCUGCAAAGCAGGCGGUGUUCCUCGCGGCAUUCAAAUGACACUGCCUGCUGUCAUGUUCAUUGGCAUUGAUGUCUGCUACGGCCACAAAAAACUUAGAAAGAGGGAAAAUGAUAAAACCAAAUCAUCGGUCAUUGGUUUUGUUGCUUCGUUGAACUCUAAUGCUACCACUUGGUACUCGAGAGCAGUCAUUAAGGAGAACGCCGAAAAUCAAGAAAAUUGGAGCCUCUAUCUUUUCAACGAAAGUCUAGGGAAGAUCAUUUCGAAAGUUUUGUACAAGUACAAGUCUAUUAACAACCGCCUGCCUGCUUACAUUUUCAUCUAUCGUAAGAAAGACAACAAUGACAUUCCACUAGAGAAACUGGUCAGCUUUGAGUACACUCUUUUAGAGCGCUCAAUUAAGAACGUUUACUACCUCGAUGCUAUAACCAAUGAACCGACUAAUACCUGUACAAAGAAAGGCAACUUUAUGCCGUACAUCGCAUUCAUGACCGUCACAAAGGGUUGUUCUGAGAAGCUCUAUGCUCAAAACAACAGCGUGGAAUUAUAUAAAGCUGAUCGCCGAACCAGUGACAUCAGCUUUGACGAGUUUUUCCUUCUUCCACAAAAGAACAAUCUCUCGGCGACCUGCCCCAUUUGG